Messenger RNA from Episyrphus balteatus (marmalade hoverfly), 447 nucleotides. Its product is annotated as neuropeptide-like 4. NCBI's taxonomy places the organism in Eukaryota, Metazoa, Arthropoda, Insecta, Diptera, Syrphidae. The record is from RefSeq and is a predicted model, not a curated record. The coding region runs from base 97 to 351 and encodes 84 amino acids. The transcript has 2 exons.
GUUUUUGGUGAACUAUAAAAAGCAACCGAUACCGGAGAAUAGUUAUCAGUUUCAAUUCAGAUAUUCCCUGAAAACAAUCAAAAAACUUUAAUCAAAAUGUUCAAAUUCAUUGCUUUGUGCUUCUUGGCUAUUGUCGCUGCUGUCGCUGCCAAGCCAGCAAUUGUUGCUGCACCAUUGGCUUAUUCAUCACCAUUGAUUGCUUCACCUUAUACUGCUGCUUAUACCGCUGGAUACGCUUCACCAUAUGUUGCUGCAGCUUCACCUUAUGUAGCUUCUGCUUCAUAUGUUGCAUCACCAUAUGCCGCUUAUUCUGCUUAUCCAUAUGCUGCUGCUCCAGUUUUGGUUCGUUAAGGAAUACUUUUUUGGUGGAAAAAUGAUAAUGUUGACGGAAAAUAUGGCUAUAAUUUGUUAAAGUUUUAUUUAUCAAAUUAAAAAUAAAAAAGCAAA